UUUGUUUUAAUUAUAAAAAUGUUUUCUCUUGAAGAAACUGCAUUCAUAAGUAAUUUAGUUGGAUUUAUUUACUGAGAUGUAUUCAUAAACAAAUAUUUGAAUUCAUUUUGUUAUUAUAAGUUAAUAAAAAUCAUAUACGAAUCUGUGGGAACAAAAAUGAUAUUUUUUCCUCAAAGUGAGCACAACAGUUCUUAUCUUAAAACAUGAUUCGACCUCUGGCUACAGAUCCACAGACACAGGAAGGAUUCAAUGAAGAAUUUAGGUACAAAGAGGUGAAGAGUGUGACAUUUAUAAAAGCCGUGAAAACAAAGUCAGACUGGAGUAUAAAAACUGUACUGUUAUCAUUGUUCCCCAUUUUUGCAUGGCUGCCCGCAUACAACUGCAAGGCAGAUUUUGUGUCAGAUUUGUUGAGUGGGUUUACAGUUGCGGUGAUGCAUUUACCUCAAGGAAUGGCUUAUGCAACUUUAGCACAUGUGAACCCUAUCGUCGGUAUAUACAUGGCUGUGUUCCCCACCUUACCUUAUGUUGUAAUGGGAACUUCCAAACAUAUAUCUCUCGGCUCAUUUUCCAUAACAUGUGUAAUGGCUGCAAGACCAAUCAUGGAAUACUCAACGUUGGUAAGAGAUAACGUCACCGAUGGCAUUUUUGACGUGAGUGAAGAUGAUUUUGGAUUCUCCCCAAUAGAAGUAGCGUCAAUGCUAUGUGUUUCUGUGGGGACAUUUCAAGUGCUCCUCGGAAUCAUCAAAGCGGGGCAUUUAAGUGUGUUUCUGUCAAAGCCGAUCAUUAGCGGAUUCACGACAGGAGCUGCGGUUCUUGUCCUGGUUACUCAGCUACCACAUGUUUUAGGUGUCAAACCAAAGCAACAUUUUGGUAUUUUAAGUGCGGCCUACGAAGUUUACGAACUGACAGGACGACUCGCAGAAACAAAUUUGGUGGCAUUGGCGAUAUCACUUUUGGUUGUUCUCUGCCUUUUAGUCUGCACCGACUGCGUAGAACCGUGGCUAAACUGGAAGUACAAGCUGCCAGGGGAACUGUUUGUUGUGAUUUGCGGUACCUUGGUUUCAUUUUUGUUUGAUUUGAAAAAUAAUUAUAACAUUAAUGUUGUUGGAAAAAUUCCGGAUGGAAUCCCGGGUCCCAAGAUUCCUCAGUUUCGACUGAUAAUGGAUCCGCACUUCUUGUUUCAUAGUUUUGCCAUCGCUGCAGUUUGUUUUGCGGUUAGCAUUUCAAUGGCAACUACUUUCGCCACAAAGGAACACUACAGUAUAGAUUCAAACCAGGAACUGUAUGCCUAUGGGGUGGGGAACAUUUUCGGAGGAUUUUUCCCCUGCCUCCCGAUGGCGGCUUCGCUCACAAGGAGUGUGAUCCAGUACUCGACCGGUGGACAAACUCAACUUGUCACGGUUUUCUCCUCCGUAUGCUUAAUACUCAUAAUGGUUUUAAUCAAAUGUUUGGAUCCUCUUCCAUACUGUGUUUUGGGUGGUUUAGUGAUCAAAUCUUUGAAAACCACAUUACUACAAGUGACUGACCUACCGACUAUUUGGAGGCAAUCUUCUUUGGACGGUGUGAUUUGGGUAGUUAUUUUCAUAUCAGUUAUCGUACUAGAUUUAGUUUACGGCCUUGUAAUCGCUUUAGUUAUAGCAUUUUUGUCCAUUAUAUUGAUGAAUCAGAAGACAUACGUUUGUUUGCUGGGUCGAGUUCCUGAGAAAGAUUUGUAUUUGGAGAUGCAUAGAUACCUGACUGCCGAACCGAUACCAGGAAUCAUGAUAGUGCAGAUCUACGCGGGCUUACACUUCGCUAAUGUGAACGUUUGUCUAAAUAGAAUUGAAUAUCUCUUCAGGAAAACAAGUAAGGAGGGACCUGUGAAGGUUGUGAUAUUAGUGUUUUCAGCGGUCACAUUCAUAGAUCCAGAGGCCAUUAGAUAUUUGACUUUUCUUAUUGACAAGUUCAACAGCAAGGGAGUAAAAGUGUGUCUUGCGGAGUGCACAGGCCGAGUUUAUGAGCAAAUGCAGAGGUGCGAUUUCUUCAAUACAUUUCCAGUAAAUUGUUUGUUUCCCUCCACUGAAAAUGCUGUUGCUUAUCAUCAAGGAGAGAUGGCAACUAAUGAUGAUCAAGUAUGAAAAACAACUGGUGUUGUUUGAAAUUUGCAUGAUUAAUAUUGAACCUGAGGAUGUUUGGUUCAUGUACAGUCUAAGUCACAAAAUGUGUUA
Molecule: messenger RNA, 2207 nt
Organism: Macrosteles quadrilineatus (aster leafhopper)
Lineage: Eukaryota; Metazoa; Arthropoda; Insecta; Hemiptera; Cicadellidae
Product: solute carrier family 26 member 6-like
Exons: 1
Coding region: 204-2117 (637 amino acids)
Biological process (GO): transmembrane transport
Cellular component (GO): membrane
Molecular function (GO): sulfate transmembrane transporter activity; chloride transmembrane transporter activity; bicarbonate transmembrane transporter activity
Source: RefSeq, a predicted model, not a curated record